Physella acuta is the source of this 1291-nucleotide messenger RNA. RefSeq lists its product as uncharacterized. Gene Ontology annotation, molecular function: tumor necrosis factor receptor binding. The record is from RefSeq and is a predicted model, not a curated record. NCBI's taxonomy places the organism in Eukaryota, Metazoa, Mollusca, Gastropoda, Physidae. Gene Ontology annotation, biological process: immune response. Gene Ontology annotation, cellular component: membrane.
GGGUUUCCCUGCAGUUCUUCAAACGUUAUGGAGUAAGAAGGACAAGUAGAUAAAAUGUUCAUAACAUUAUAAGAGCUAAUAAUAUUCAGCUGCAAACUGUAGAUGAAACAAUCAUGUCAAUGGAGGCGAAUCAUUUCAGCUUUGACAGAAAAUGUGAUUCAAGAAGCGACCUGUACACCGCGCUCUACAGCUUGCCGGGGGAGCAUCAGCACUUCCAGAGGGUAAAGACGCGUCAGCCCCCUAAGCGUACUCACAGUCUCCCCCCGGGUCACUACAACAACCACAGACCCUCAUCAGCCCCACCGUUGCCCCCUAGCCCCGGGCACAUCCCGACCCAGAAGCUGCUUCCCGAACGUCCUCUCCAGCGUAAGAAGAAAACUAAAUGUCUCGAGAAAAAGAACGUGCUAUAUAUAGCGUUGAUCGCGCUAGUCUUGGUGCUUACUGUUGUUCUCUUGAUGAUUUAUCUGACUCGAUCAGACUCGUGUCAGAAAAAGCUCCCAGAAUUCCAGCCCCAGAACUGCAGUAGCGUGUUACUUAACUGUCAGACCGGAGAAGUAAUCAAAACUACUGGAGCACCGGAAACUACAUCGUUUCAAACUUCCUUAUCUGACACCAUCACAGUGACGGCUCCCAUUAAACCAGCAAGCACAGAUGACGUCACGAGUCCACCUGACAAUACAAAGAGCUGUGGGGAGGGAGAGGCGUGUGUCAAGUUGACCUUUCAGAUACCCAGCCCACCAUUUCAAUGUAGUCCAAAUAACGCAUCAAAAAAUCUCAAGCUGAACGACAAGGCGGUGUUUGGCACAACAGACAGUGGUAUUAGAAUUAGCAAGAAUGUCUCGGUCAACGUGUCUAGGUCUGGAUGGUAUUUCAUUUAUUCCAGUCUAGCGUUCACUUUCGACUGCACGUCGACAUGUAAAGGAAAUGGUGACACGAUGUAUCAUAAAGUGAGGUUGUAUCGGAUCCUUGUCAACACAGACCCAACUAAAGACAUCAAAAAAGAGAUCUUUAGUGCGUCUCAUUCGUGUUGUAAGGGCUGUGGUACAAGUCAACGUGUCAGCGUAGCUGGUGGAGUAUACCAAGCAGUGAGCAAUGACUUCAUCUACUUUGAUAGCACACGACCGGACCUCAUCAACUUUGACAGCCCAGACACAUUCGUCUACAUCUCUCUUUUACACACUGACAACUGGGCAUGGGAUAAACCAGCGUCUUAAAUAGCGGUUGAAAAACGUAUGAGAAGACAGAUUGCAUAACUACUAUAACCUAUCGAUUGAGAUUUCUUAUAAUUAAA